UGUGAUGGCAAAGGGCAUGGGGGCACGGGCCGGUGCAAAUAAUCCCCGGCAUAGCCAGUGCCUGCAGUUUGUGCCAAGCAAACCACCAAAGGGCAAAAACAAGAAACGGAAAACCACAAGGAGAAAUUUCACGACGUGAGGGGAGGAAAAUCAGGUGGGAUUUAUAAAUCAAAAUACAUAUCAACUUGACGUUGGGGUAGGUAGACGUUGCCCCAAUAAGGAUCGGCGACACUACUGGAAUUUAGUUUCGGAGCUAAGAGCUGGUUUGUUUCUACAGAUCUUGCCUCACAGGUUAUAUCUCGGGCGGUAAGAGCUGGUUUGUUUCUACAGAUCUUGCCUCACAGGUUAUCUCUCGGGCGGAAUGGACCUUAUCACAGGAAUAGAUACUGUUAAUCAGCCCAGAGGAAUGGAAGAGGGCCAAACGGACCCUGCUAAUCCUAUCAGAGGAAUGGAUGCUGCUAAUCAUCCUAGAGGAAUGAAAGAAGGCCAAAUGGACCCUAAUAUUCCUCCUAGAGAAUCGAACACUGGUAAUAAUCCCCGAGGAAUGGAAUCGGGGAGCGGAAUGGAACCUGCAAUUCCUCCCAGAGCAAUGCCCACUGCUGGUCAUCCUGAAGGAAUGGAGUCGGGACAGGCAGCUGCUAACUGGAUGCCCCACCAGUCUGGAACAGGGCGGUGUCCUGCUUAUCGGGUAACCCCUCAGUCUGGAACUGUUUAUAAUCCUUCAAGAAAGGAAUCUAUAAUGCCCCCUCAAUCUGGAACUGUUGAUAACCCGUCAGGAAUGGAGUCAGGACAGUUUCCUACUGAUAGGAUACCCCAGCAGUUUCGUACAGGUAACCCACUGGGAAUGGAGUCUGCGCAGUCUCCUGUUGAGAGAAUCCCAGUCGCUGAUCCACUUCAACCUGCUCAUCCUCCUAUGCCUUCUUAUAAUAAUAUUUAUGAUCAGUUUUCAGCUACAGAUACGAACGCAUUUAGGUUUCUAUCUGACACGAAUCGUCAGUAUCCUAGAAAUUAUAAUCUUCCUGGAAGAAUGGCCACAGAUCUGUUGAGUGCUGCGAUAUCCGGGAAUGUAAAUGAACUUCAGAGGUGUAGGGAACGCAGGCUUAACAUUCUUUCUCAGAAGACACCGGCAGGAGAGACAGCUCUUCACAUGGCUGCUCGUAAUGGGCAUCAGAAAUUCGUUGAAAAGCUGCUCGAAUUGCCGGGAGAAGAUGCAGAGGCUAUGACCCAACUCGAAUUCGUGAAAGCGAAAAAUAGAGAAGGUAAUACAGCUUUGCACGUAGCGGCCGGUAAAGGAUUUACUAAGAUAGUGCAAAAAUUAUUGGCUAAGUAUAAGGGUCUGGCUCAUGAGACCAAUUACUUGGGUGAAACGGCCCUAUUUAAUGCUGUUGGGGGCGGCCAUGCCGACAUUGUCAAAGAACUGCCGACUGUUAUGAAGGGGCGCGGUGGCGAGACCCCGCUGCAUCUGGCAUUCGCAAAACCAAAUAAAGCUGUGCUGGGAGGCCAUGCCGAGAUUGUCGGAAAGCUGUUGGGUCACAGUAUGAAGAGGCUCGACGGCAUGACCCCGCUGCAUUUUGCAUUCGCAAAUCCAAAUAUACAUGUGAUUGAUGAGCUUGUUGCGCACAUACCUGGACUUGUUCAAGAACCAGAUAACUUCGAUAGGGUACCAUUACACGUUGCUGCACAUUGGCCAAUGCCAAAAUCACCACCUCCUAUUUAUUUAAUGAGAGAACGUAGAAGGUACAGAGAUCUGCGUCAAAUCUACAAAAUGCUUAUAGAAAAAGACAGAUCGGUGUGUUACAUGGUGGACCAAAACACAUAUAAUCCAUUCCAUGCAGCAGUUAUUUACGGUAAUGCAGCAUUAAUGCGUGAGAUGCUCCAUCAUUGUAGUGAUUGUUCAGACAUGGUAACCGGUAAUGGUAGCAAUCCUCUCCAUUUGGCCGUGUAUUGUGCAGCACAAAUAUUUCGUAACCUGGGACAUAAUUUCCGAGAUGUCAUGGAGCAGUUAAUGGAGGAAAAGUUCAUUAACGCCACGAAUGUCAAGGGACAAACUCCAUUAGAUAUAGCAUAUGACUUGGAACCCUCAGAUCCUCAACUUUUUAAGGCUAUUCAGAAUCUCCUGAAAAGCCAUGGUGGCAUUACAAACCAAGGGAAUCGCAUUCUUAAACCAGGUGAACUGCCUGAAGGCAGAGUAUCAGAAUGGAGUAGCAACAUCAUAUCAGUAAAUGCAGUGUUACUGGCGACGGUUGCUUUCCAAGUUGCUUUCACCUUGCCAGGAAAGCACGAUUCAGCGGACAUAAACUCCCCAAUCUUUCAAGUGCUGGUGCUAUUUGAUGCUUUGGCAUUUUGUUUUUCCAUUGCAUCUGCACUUCUCCUUGUUUAUUCUCUUUACUAUAGCAAAAAUGAAGACCCUCUUCUGACUGAUCUGAGCAUGAACACAUUGCGGGUAGCCUUGGUGUCAACAGGGAUGACAUUCGGUGCAGCCAUACACAUGGUAGUGGCGUCCAAGUGUUUAUGGUUGGCCGUGAUUGUGUGGGUGAUGGUAUGCUAUCUUCCUAUAUGGAUAGUACUGCUAUUUUUCCGAGGAAAAGCCCACUUGGUUGGGACUCGCAAAAGGCACCAGUUCAUAAAGGAGGCGCUAGCAUUUGUAUCGACCUUGUAUGAACCCGUGCGUCCAUUGGUGAAUGAGUUCAUACGCGCCAUAAACUUCAUACGCGUCUCCCUGGCUAAGAAGGUGCAUCAACCAUGACAUAGAGGUACAAUUUAAAAUUUAUUGGGAUUCACCUUCUUAAAAACAUCUAGGGUACUAUCAAAUGCAUUUUGUAUUAUGUACAUGAACAGUAUCGAUAUAUUAUUCUUAUGAAUAAUAUUAUGCUAUAACAUUUUUAUAAUAAUAUUUGAUGUUUUAAUUU
Messenger RNA from Cryptomeria japonica (Japanese cedar), 2909 nucleotides. RefSeq names its product ankyrin repeat-containing protein At5g02620. Lineage: Eukaryota; Viridiplantae; Streptophyta; Pinopsida; Cupressales; Cupressaceae. The record is from RefSeq and is a predicted model, not a curated record. The transcript is spliced from 4 exons. Bases 362 to 2746 code for a protein of 794 amino acids. Gene Ontology annotation, cellular component: plasma membrane. Gene Ontology annotation, molecular function: protein phosphatase 1 binding; protein phosphatase regulator activity.